Molecule: messenger RNA, 6452 nt
Organism: Stegastes partitus (bicolor damselfish)
Lineage: Eukaryota; Metazoa; Chordata; Actinopteri; Pomacentridae
Gene: clasp2
Product: cytoplasmic linker associated protein 2
Exons: 43
Coding region: 727-5322 (1531 amino acids)
Biological process (GO): establishment of mitotic spindle localization; mitotic spindle assembly
Cellular component (GO): microtubule organizing center; mitotic spindle; cytoplasmic microtubule
Molecular function (GO): microtubule binding
Source: RefSeq, a predicted model, not a curated record
GGUUGCGCCUCCUGGUGAACUGCAGUCCCCGGCAACGCGCAGGCUUCCAGCGCCUCUUAACGGGUUUAGUGGUAGCCGCGAUUAUUCCCGGAUUAAAGUGAAACCAGUUACCGCGGGACUGGAGCUGAGUUCUUGUUGUGGAAGUUUGGUGCAAGUUUCCCGCAGACGGAGCGGACAGCUGAAGGACUUUAAAGCCUGUGGUCAUGGAAUAGAGGAGCGGAGUGGAGUCAGGCGUUAGGCCUGCGGAGAACUAACGUCAGCUAGCCGAGCUGUCUAGCAUUGUUUGGGUCGCUGCGCUAACUAGCUAGGCGCUAUUUUCGUUAGCAUAACACAUAGCCAGCCAGCACUGCUAGCUUGUUUUGAUGCGGAUAUAUUCAAAGAAGCUGCUGAAGUCCACUGCUCGUUUCCUGAAGUUUGGUUAAGUUUUAAGUUUCCUGUGAGCUAACGUUGGUAGUCCAGAAAGUAGCGAGCGACCUCUUUGUCGUAACGUACAAAGUCGAGCUUGUUUUGCAGAGGGAUGAUUUAUGUGCGAAAUUAGUCUGUAUUUUAGGAAUAAUUGCAUGUGGAUGACCAAACACCAGUUAGACGCAGUUCAGAAAGCACAGCCUCUCUGCCCCUCGGCGGGACGACACUUCACAGCUAGAGUCCUUCACACCCCGUCCCACCAACCACAGUCUCCUGUCUUCGGCCGGCUUCGGUGGCUGGCCACUCGGCACUGAGUGCCCCAUGGAGGAACAUGACAACAUGGACUAUUUUUACCAGCAGGUACUGCAGAAAGACGUUACCCGCAGACUGCAGGUCGGCCAGGACCUCAUCGACUACCUGAACGACCCGCAGCGGUCCCCGGACGUGGAGCAGGACAAACCCCGGCUGGAUAAGACCAUCGACGAGUUAACAGGAUGGGUGAACUCCAGCAAUUUCAAGGUGGCGUUGUUGGGGAUAGACAUCUGUGGUGCAUUUGUGGAUCGCUUGGGAGAACGAUUCAAAGGAUACCUUGGCACAGUCUUGCCAGCUCUGGUGGACAGGCUGGGUGAUGGGAAGGACCAGGUCAGGGAAAACAGCCAAGCGCUCAUCCUCCGCUGCAUGGAGCAGACUGCCUCGCCCAUGUAUGUUUGGGAAAGACUGCUUCCUGGUUUCAAACACAAGAACUUCCGUAGUCGAGAAGGAAUCUGCCUCUGUCUCAGUGCCACCCUUAGCACGUAUGGAGCCCAGCCACUGAGCCUCAGUAAAAUAGUUCCUCAUCUCUGCUCUCUUACUGGAGACCAAAACCCACAGGUACGUGAAGCUUCCAUAACAACACUGGUGGAUGUUUAUCGUCAUGUUGGAGAGAGAGUCAGAGCAGACCUGGGAAAGAGAGGACUUCCAGCUGCACGGUUACAGACAAUAUUUGCUCGUUUUGAUGAAGCCUUGAAUUCAGGCAACAUGGCUCUCAGCCCGAGUCACGAUCGUAGUUUCGAAGAUGAUGAUAGUGUGGAUGGAAAUCGCUCUUCCUCAGCCCAGGCUGCCUUCAAGGUUCCCAAAGUUCCCAAGAAGCCUGCAGAGUCCUCCGCUGCACGCAGGCCCAGCGCUACUGGUGGCAAACUAGUGUCCAAGGAAAGUGCCGGGGCAGUUGAUGAAGAGGAUUUCAUUAAAGCCUUUACAGAUGUCCCUACUGUCCAGAUCUACUCAUCAAGGGACCUUGAGGACAACCUGAAUAAGAUCCGCGAGAUCUGCUCCGAUGACAAACACGACUGGGACCAGAGAGCCAACGCUCUGAAGAAAAUCCGCUCGCUGUUGGUGGCAGGCGCGCCGAGCUACGAUUGUUUUUACCAGCACCUAAGGCUACUAGAUGGAGCCUUCAAACUGUCCGCUAAAGACCUGCGCUCACAAGUGGUCCGAGAGGCCUGUAUCACUGUGGCCCACCUCUCGUCAAUAUUGGGGAAUAAGUUUGACCACGGGGCAGAAGCCAUCGUUCCCGUCCUGUUUAAUCUCAUCCCCAACUGUGCCAAAGUCAUGGCCACCUCUGGUGUGUCGGCUAUCCGCAUCAUAAUACGGCACACCCAUGUUCCCAGGCUCAUCCCCCUGAUAACCAGCAACUGCACAUCCAAGUCUGUGGCUGUAAGAAGGCGCUGUUAUGAUUUCUUGGACCUUCUGCUGCAGGAAUGGCAAACCCACUCUCUGGAAAGGCACACAGCAGUUCUGGUUGAGAGCAUCAAAAAGGGAAUUCGAGAUGCCGACUCGGAGGCCAGAGUGGAGGCCCGCAAAGCCUACUGGGGGCUGAGGAACCACUUUCCAGGAGAAGCCGACGCUCUCUACAACUCCUUGGAGUCGUCGUACCAAAGGACUCUUCAGUCCUGCCUGAGGAGCUCUGGCAGCGUGGCCUCACUUCCCCAGAGUGACCGCUCCUCUUCUUCCUCUCAAGAGAGCCUCAAUCGGCCUCUGUCCUCGAAAUGGUCAGCAGCUCCAGGGCGAGUCCCUGCGGGUUCAAAGGGUGGGCUGUCGUCGGCCUCCCUGCAGCGUUCCCGUAGCGACGUGGAUGUAAACGCAGCAGCGGUUGCUAAGAGCCGGCACGUCGGAACAGCCGGGAGAGCGGGCCGCCUGCCCCCUGGCUCCUACUCCUCACUGGGGACCAGAUCAGACAAUGGCCGUGUACGCACCAAGCAGCCCUUGUCUACUGCCAGCAGCGUGUCCAGCCAGGUGGACUCACGAGGACGCAGCCGCACCAAGAUGGUCUCCCAGUCGCAACCCGGCAGUCGGAGCGGCUCGCCGGGUCGUGUGCUGACGAGUACGGCCCUGAGCACCAUGAGCUCCGGGGCCCACAGGGUGCUGGCUACACCCAGCGGGGAUGGACACAGACGCAGCCGCAUCCCACGCAGCCAGGGCUGCUCCAGAGACUCGUCUCCUACCCGCCUGUCUGUUGCUCCUUCUAGCAUUAGUUCCAUCUACAACGGAGCAAGCAGAGGAGCUCGGGGCAGUCGUAUCCCUCGGCCCAGUAUGAGUCAGGGCUGCAGCAGAGAGGCCAGCAGGGAGAGCAGCCGGGACACCAGCCCCGUACGCUCCUUCACGCCCCUUGCAACACGGAGCUACUCUCGCUCCACCGGAGCUCUCCACACACCUGACGCUUUUGGGGCUGCAGGAUCAGGUUUUGGCAUCAGUCAGUCUAGUCGUCUUUCUUCUUCAGUCAGUGCCAUGAGGGUCCUCAACACUGGCUCAGAUGUAGAAGAGGCACUCGCAGAUGCACUGCUGUUGGGAGACAUGAGAUCUAAGAAGAAGCCAGCACGGCGGCGGUAUGAGAACUACGGCAUGUAUUCUGACGACGAUGCCAACAGCGACGCAUCCAGCGCCUGUUCAGAGAGGUCUUACAGCUCCAGGAAUGGGGGAGCCAUCCCCACCUACAUGAGACAGACAGAAGAUGUGGCUGAGGUGCUCAACCGCUGUGCCAGUGCCAACUGGUCCGAGAGAAAGGAAGGGCUAUUGGGCCUACAGGCACUGCUCAAGAACCAGCGCACCCUCAGUCGGGUAGAGUUGAAGAGGCUGUGUGAAAUCUUCACCAGGAUGUUUGCGGACCCUCACAGUAAGCGAGACUCCGGCAGGGUGUACGGCACGGCAGAAUCCGGUAUAAGCUCAGCCUCCUUCAAGAGAGUGUUCAGUAUGUUCCUGGAGACGCUGGUAGAUUUCAUCCAGGUCCACAAGGACGACCUGCAGGACUGGUUGUUUGUCCUGCUUACACAGCUGCUGAAGAAGAUGGGAGCAGAUCUGCUGGGCUCCGUACAGGCCAAAGUUCAGAGAGCCCUGGACAUCACAAGAGAAUCUUUCCCCAACGAUCUCCAGUUUACGAUCCUCAUGAGGUUCACUGUGGACCAGACACAGACGCCCAACCUCAAGGUGAAGGUGGCUAUUCUAAAGUACAUAGAGACGCUGACGUUACAGAUGGAAGCUCCAGACUUUGUGAACUCCAGUGAGACUCGGCUGGCUGUCUCUCGCAUCAUCACCUGGACGACUGAACCCAAGAGCUCUGAUGUCAGAAAGGCAGCCCAGUCGGUGUUAAUUGCCCUGUUCCAGCUCAACACUCCAGAGUUCACCAUGCUGCUGGCAGCUCUGCCCAAAACCUUUCAGGACGGAGCCACUAAGCUGCUUCAAAACCACCUGAAGAACACUGGCAACGCUGCACAGGCACCAAUGGGCAGUCCUUUGACCCGCCACACUCCCCGAUCUCCAGCCAGCUGGUCCAGUCCAGUCACUUCUCCCACUAACACAUCCCAGAACACCCCCUCACCAAGUGCAUUUGACUAUGACACAGAAAACAUGAACUCGGAGGACAUUUACAGCUCACUGAAAGGUGUCACUGAGGCCAUCCAGAACUUCAGCGUUCGCAGCCAAGAAGACAUGAAUGAACCAGUCCAACGACGAGAAGGAGAGGAGGGGGGCAGCGGGUCAGACGGCAGAGGUUCAGACUUGGUGGACGGUGGUCGCAUGGCUCUGGACAACAAAACGUCCCUCCUCAACACCCCACUGCUUUCUUCCAGCCCCCGAGGGGCCCGCGAGCACUUCUCCGACUCUCCCUUCAAACACAGCCGCAAAGACACCAGCAUGGACGACUCGGAGCAUCUCACUGACGACAGCAGCCUGGACCAAUCAGAGCUGGUGGCCGAGCUGCUCAAGGAGUUGUCCAAUCACAACGAGCGCAUCGAGGAGAGGAAGGCAGCGCUGUGUGAGCUGCUGAAGCUGAUUCGUGAAAACACCCUGCAGGUGUGGGACGAACACUUCAAGACCAUCCUGCUGCUCCUGCUCGAGACGAUGGGUGACAGAGAGCAUGUGAUCCGAACGCUGGCUCUGCGGGUGCUGAGGGAGAUUCUCAGCAAGCAGCCCUGGAGGUUCAAGAACUACGCAGAGCUCACCAUCAUGAAGGCCCUGGAGGCUCACAAAGACCCUCACAAGGAGGUGGUACGAGCAGCAGAGGAGACAGCAGCCAUGUUGGCCCUGUCCAUCAGUCCAGACCAGUGCAUCAAGGUGUUGUGUCCCAUUAUCCAGUCAGCUGAUUACCCCAUCAACCUGGCUGCUAUCAAGAUGCAGACAAAAGUGGUGGAACGGGUUCCUCGUGAAGGCCUGAUCAGCAUGUUGCCUGAGAUCGUGCCGGGACUCAUACAGGGUUACGACAACUCUGAGAGCAGCGUGAGGAAAGCCUGUGUGUUCUGCCUGGUGGCCAUCCACGCAGUGAUAGGAGAGGACCUCAAACCGCACCUCAGCCAACUCUCCAGCAGCAAGCUGAAGCUGUUGAAUUUGUACAUCAAGCGCGCCCAGUCCGGCUCCACCGGCAGCGAACCCUCGUCUGAGGGCCUAUAGGAGACACAGCGCCGUCCCACAGGACAACCACAGAACUGCAACUACACCCUCCAAACAUCAAACAUCUGUUCAUGAAAUCACACCCACACAGGCCGAGAACAAAACACGGAUCGAAUCGCUCUCACACGAGCAACCUGCGUACAUCCACAGCAGACACAGCGUAUACACACACACAUUCGUAGGUACACAAAGUCCUCAUACGUUUCCCGCCUCGCUGCAAGAUGGGAGUGAUGACAAGGAGAGGAGUGUUGUAGUUCUCUCCCCCCCCCCCGAUCCCUGACUGAACUGAACCCUUACAUUUGGAUUAAACAUAAACAGACUUGCAGUCACAUACUCCUCCCAGGUUCGUCACUGAUCACUCGAGGAUGAAGAUAUGAAAUGUCCGUCCUGUCCACUCUGCUUUCUAUCCAGAACACAACAGUGUCCCUUCUGAACAACAUCGUGAUGUCAACAGCAAACGGAGCAUCUGCAUGGUUCUCAUUUUUCUGUGGGGGUGGGGGGGGUGGGGGGUAAUAUUUCAUCAAACAGCACUGCGAUGAACAAAACGGUGCUGUCUUUGUUUGCUUCUUGAACAGUGAGUAACUGGGGCCAGGUAGACGGGAAUGUAAAUUUACAUUGUGUCAUAGUUUGGAUUUACUUUACGCAAUGAGGUUUUACUGCAGUGGUUUUUAAUACCUGGAGUUUUGUCUCUUCCUCACACAUCAACACGCGUUCUCUCUUUCAAAAAGGUGCUGAUGAGCCUGAAGAAAGGUACGACCGACCAACCCUGCACAGCACUAACGCAAGUCACAGCGGGUCACGCCUGCUCAUAGCAAAUACAGUACAUAGACAGGUUCCAAACAUAGGAGGCGUUAUGUGCUUGGCUAUGCAUGAGACUAAACUUAAAGAAUAACUUUUUAUUGGGGUCCUAUUGACAGUCAGAAUAACGUGACUGGGGGUUUUAAAUUAAUGUGAACAAUGUCCACCCCUUUCAGAUAAAUCCAUGAUGUCCUCUAUUUGUCCCAGCUCAUCUUGGAUCACUUCUGGGCAACAUGGGGAGGAAAAUGGGUGCGUGCUGCUUACUACAUGAAGUAUGACCAGACAUGGCUUAUUAUCACAUAGUGGAUAUGUAUCUAUAUAUGAUAUUAAAA